Sorex araneus (European shrew) is the source of this 3640-nucleotide messenger RNA. It is a transcript of the gene STAU1, whose product is annotated as staufen double-stranded RNA binding protein 1. Lineage: Eukaryota; Metazoa; Chordata; Mammalia; Eulipotyphla; Soricidae. Bases 308 to 2383 code for a protein of 691 amino acids. The transcript is spliced from 16 exons. The record is from RefSeq and is a predicted model, not a curated record.
CCCGUGCAGUUGGGCCUUUUAGGAAUAAGCCUGCCGCUUGCCAAGUGUAAAUUGCUGCUUGUUGGAGUUUAAAAACUUAAAAAAAAAAAAAAAAAAAAAAAAAGCAAAGCACAAUCCAGUUGGACGGUAGAGGAAGCGAGUUUCAGGCGUCCCGGCCACAGGGGUUUCCUAGCCACUCAGCACGGAGCCAGAACUGCCUUGAUCCAGGAGCCUCUCGUUUAAGGUAGCGCUUUAGACUUCAUAGCACUGAAUUAACCUGCACUGAAAGCUGUUUACCUGCAGUUGUUCACUUUUGUUGAAAGUGACCAUGUCUCAAGUUCAAGUGCAAGUUCAGAACCCAUCCGCUGCUCUCUCAGGGAGCCCAGUACUGAACAGGAACCAGUCUCUUCUCUCCCAGCCUUUGAUGAGUAUUCCUCCUCCUGCUAGCUCUCUGCCCUCUGAGAAUGCAGGUAGACCUAUCCAAACCUCUGCUUUACCCUCUGCAUCUGUUACCUCCACCAGUGCAGCUGCAGUUCCUUCUAACACGGCACACCCCAAAGAGAAAACCCCAAUGUGUCUUGUGAAUGAGUUAGCCCGUUUCAACAAGAUUCAGCCCGAGUAUAAGCUUUUGCGUGAGCAAGGUCCAGCUCACUGUAAGGUGUUUACAGUACAGCUAACACUUGGCGAUCAGAACUGGGAAGCGGAAGGAACUAGUAUUAAAAAAGCCCAGCACACAGCUGCUGCCAAAGCUUUGGAAGGAACAAAAUUUCCCAAACCUAUAGUCCGCCCUUUCCGUAGCGAAGGAAGGAAUCCAGGUAUUACGCGUGGGCCCAGCCAGGUUCCUUUGCAGAGUGUGUCUAGAGAAAGCAUAACUCCUACCGUAGAGCUCAAUGCACUGUGCAUGAAACUUGGAAAAAAACCAAUGUAUAAGCCUGUUGACCCCUACUCCCGGAUGCAGUCCACCUUCAGCUACAACAUGAGAGGAGGUGCCUACCCCCCCAGGUACUUCUACCCGUUCCCAGUGCCGCCCAUCCUUUACCAGGUCGAGCUCUCCGUGGGCGGGCAGCAGUUCAACGGCAAGGGCAAGACGCGGCAGGCCGCCAAGCACGACGCCGCCGCGAAGGCGCUGCGGAUCCUGCAGAACGAGCCGCCGCCAGAGCGGCUGGAGGUGAAUGGAAGAGAACCUGAGGAAGAAAACCUGAACAAGUCUGAAGUGAGCCAAGUGUUUGAGAUCGCGCUCAAGCGGAACCUGCCUGUGAACUUUGAGUCUUUCCCUCUGAAACAGGUCGCCCGCGAGAGUGGCCCGGCCCACAUGAAGAGCUUCCUGACCCGGGUGUCUGUCGGGGAGUUCGUGGGGGAGGGGGAGGGGAAGAGCAAGAAGCUCUCCAAGAAGAACGCCGCCAUCGCCGUCCUGGAGGAGCUGAGGAAGCUCCCGCCCCUGCCCGCGGCCGAGCGGGCCAAGCCCCGCAUCAAGAAGAAAACCAAGGCCAUAGUCCGGAGCGGCCCCGAGUGCGGCCAGGGCAUGAACCCCAUCAGCCGCCUGGCGCAGAUCCAGCAGGCCCGGAAGGAGAAGGAGCCCGAGUACUCGCUGCUCUCGGAGCGCGGCCUGCCCCGCCGCAGGGAGUUCGUCAUGCAGGUGAAGGUGGGGAACCACACGGCCGAAGGCACCGGCACCAACAAGAAGGUGGCCAAGCGCAACGCGGCCGAGAACAUGCUGGAAGUCCUGGGCUUCAAGGUGCCGCAGGCGCAGCCCGUGAAGCCGGCCCUCAAGUCCGAGGAGAAGACGCCAGUAAAGAAAUCGGGUGAUGGAAGAAAAGUAACCUUCUUUGAACCAGGCCCUGGGGAGGAGAAUGGGACUAGCAAUAAAGAGGAGGAGUUUCGGAUGCCUUAUCUCAGCCAUCAGCAGCUGCCCGCUGGGAUUCUCCCCAUGGUGCCCGAGGUCGCCCAGGCCGUGGGAGUCAGUCAAGGACAUCACACCAAAGAUUUUAGCAGGGCGGCGCCAAAUCCUGCCAAGGCCACGGUAACUGCCAUGAUAGCCCGUGAAUUGUUGUAUGGGGGCACCUCGCCCACCGCCGAGACCGUUUUAAAGAGUAACGUCUCUUCAGGCCCCAUGUCCCACGGACCUCUAACGAGACCCUCCGAGCAGCUGGACUAUCUCUCCAGAGUCCAGGGCUUCCAGGUUGAAUACAAAGACUUCCCCAAAAACAACAAGAACGAGUUUGUAUCGCUGAUCAAUUGCUCCUCUCAGCCACCUCUGAUCAGCCACGGCAUCGGGAAGGACGUGGAGUCCUGCCACGAUAUGGCCGCCCUGAACAUUUUAAAGUUGCUGUCCGAGUUGGACCAACCAAGUACAGAGAUGCCAAGAACAGGAAACGGACCAAUGUCUGUGUGUGGGAGGUGCUGAACCUUUUAUGGCCAUGAAUCAUUAUUAAAAAAACCCAACCUAUAUACUGAAAAAAAUUGGAAUUUGAUACCUCCAGUGGGCUGAGAGACGUGACGGGGGAAGAACUGGAGACGGUGGAGCCGACGCGGACUCGGGAGGCGCAGCGGGGCGGGCACCUCAGCCGUGAGGGGAUCUUUGGGUUUUUUCCUGCUGUGUGGAAGAAGAAACAGCUCGACCCCCUUCUCAAACUGGCUCGGUAAACGCUUUGGGACAAACCCUGGACGCCCAUGUCGGGGAGAGAGGCUCUAGCUCGGCCCAGAGCAACAAGCACCAGAGAAAAUCAAACGCUUCCUACUCGGCGCAAGCUAAUCUUUCCUGCGCUAAGGCCCGCCUCUUGACCCCUGCUUUCUCUUCCAAAAGAUAAUCUUUCUUUCAUUAUUUUCUUUUGAUUGAAAUGACACUAUAUAAAGUUUUAGUUUCGCAAUUGUAUCUAGUUCUGUAGCAGUUUAGAAAUUGUCUCCACAACAAUAACCUGCAGAGAUCAUAUCCCGUGUAUGUGCUUUCGCAGUUUUACUUGGUUGGACUAACCCAGGACCUGCGAUACAAAUUGUGUGCCCUCUGGCAGCUGAACCGCCCUGGCCUUCUCAGAAACUGAGGAACUUUCCCAGUUGUAUAAACUGGACACUUUGGGAAUUUUAAACUUUACAUGAUCAUUUGGUUCUUUUUGUAUUUUAUUAAUGCAACAAGACUUCAACCGGUGGACUUUAAUCUUUGUCUCAAAGAUUAUAAAAACAUUCGUGUGCAUGUCGGUAGGGCUCCAGAGGGCACGUCGCUGGCACUACACCCAGGAUAUGAUCUUGUAGUACAAGCAGUCCGAGUCCCUAGCGUGCUUCGUACUGUCUGCCAUCUCUGUGUAGGGCUGAAAGAAGGACCCGUGUCUCUCUCGCCCUGUGUUCCGCUCUCAGUGAGCACAGGGCCGUGGGCAUGGCCGGGCAGCCGAGUUAGCACUGCUUCCAUUUGUUGUUUACGCUGGAAUUUUUUUCUCCCCAUGGAAUGUAAGUAAAAUUAGUGUUUGUCACCAAUAAAUGGUAAUACUAAAUUUUUUUUGUUAAUUUAUUUACAAAUGCCACUACUGUUAGAUUGGUUCCCUUCCACUUGCCCCCUUUUAUUAUUUUUAAGAAAAACCUUUGUAUUGCUUGUGAGUCCGUCUGGGCAAAAUUCUAAAGAUUUGAACUUUAUAUGAAACCAUUGAUCAAUAAACAGAAAUUCACGACUCUU